Molecule: messenger RNA, 771 nt
Organism: Akanthomyces muscarius
Lineage: Eukaryota; Fungi; Ascomycota; Sordariomycetes; Hypocreales; Cordycipitaceae
Exons: 2
Coding region: 1-771 (256 amino acids)
Cellular component (GO): intracellular anatomical structure
Molecular function (GO): pyridoxal phosphate binding
Source: RefSeq, a predicted model, not a curated record
AUGCGUAUAGAUCCCGCCAGAGCGGCCACGCUCGUGUCGCAGCUCUCAUCCGUCCAGCAGCGCAUUACAGCACUCAACGCCGGCCGCAAUGUCCGCCUCGUGGCCGUCUCCAAGCUCAAGCCCGCCAAUGACAUUCUCGCCCUCCACCAGGCACCCGCGCAGCACCAGCACUUUGGCGAAAACUACGCCCAGGAGCUGACCCAAAAGGCCGAGCUGCUGCCGCGCACCAUCCAGUGGCACUUCAUCGGCGGCCUCCAGUCCGGCCACUGCAAGUCCCUCGCCAAGAUCCCCAACCUGUUCUGCGUCUCCAGCGUCGACACGGUCAAAAAGGCCAACCUGCUCAGCAACACCCGCGAGACGCUCCGCUCCUCCGACUCAGCCGUGCCGCCGCUGUCCGUCCACGUCCAGGUCAACACGUCGGGCGAGGACGCCAAGUCGGGCGCGCAACCCGGCGACGAGACCGUGGCACUCUGUCGCGAGAUUGUCGACAAGUGUCCCGGGCUGAAGCUCCUCGGGCUCAUGACCAUUGGCGCCAUUGCGCGCAGCAAGGCCACCACGGCCGAGACCAAGAACGAGGACUUUGUCGCGCUCAAGGAGCAGCGGAACCUCGUCGCUGAGGCGCUGGGCGUCGAGCCGGCCAGCCUGGAGCUGAGCAUGGGCAUGAGCGAGGACUUUGAGGGUGCCAUCGCCGAGGGCAGUGGCGAGGUCCGAGUAGGCAGCACAAUUUUUGGUCAGCGACCAGAUAGAGCGGAUGCCAAGAUCCGUGUAUAA